AUGGGCUGCACAUUUCGCGCCCGCUUAAAUCAACUCUCUUCUAUCUGGUACACCGUCAUCGUGACUCUACUACAAGCUUACCUCCUUUAUCUCGGAUUCGAAAGAUAUCGCCUUUACAAUGAGAUUAAAUGGCCAACAGGUGGCUAUCCGCAUAACUGGCUCAAAGUUUAUAUCAUCGUUUACGCAUCUUGCAUUCCGGCGACUCUAUUGUUUUUCGCGUUCGGCUUCUUCAAAUCGGGCAACAUCGCCGGCGAUAAUGAGCAAUUGGCAAAUCGCGAGGAGCGCAUUAUGGAAGUAUCGAGGAAUCGAAACGGCGAAAAAAGCGGCUGCGUUCAUCGUCUGAAAGUGCUAUGGCAGCACCUUCCACCGCUUCCGCAAUUCCUUCAUCUCCUCACCGCCAUCAGUCAACUCGUCGCUCAGCAACUAUUGUUCUCGCAACUUUUUCGCCAUGGAUUCGUCAAUUCAGGCGAUUUUUUGAAUACCGAAAUGGAUUUUUUAUUCCACCGUGCUCGCCAACUCGCAACAAACCUUCCAAUUGGAGAGACUAGACUUCAAGGAUUCAGAAUUACUGCUGAUGAGCUUGCGGGUCUUCCAGUUAGCCCAAAUCUCCUCCCUGUUUUGAUGCAUCUCAAACUCUUUGGAAUUCCAUUAGAGUUUUUCAACUUCCUAUUGGCUCUUGUCGCAUUUGGAAUCGCUUACCCAUCGGUCUUCUGGAGAGUCUCAAAGCCAUUCAGUGUGAUCUUCAGCUUCUACAUGCUGAUUUACUCUGUGCAACUUGUUUUUGGAUAUUUGAGCUUUUCCGUUCUUUUUAGAAUUCAAGAAACCAAUAUCCACAGCAUGAGACCUGUCGGACUAGGACAAUACCUGGGACCUAUCAGAAUUUUAAACUUCCCUGUCUAUCAUCCUUUGAUGAUCUUGGGAUCAUUUUUAGCGCGAUUCGCAGUAUCCACCUUGGCUGUGACUGCCGUGUACGCGUACGGAUACAACAAAUAUCACGCAAAUAUUGGGAAUGUUCUUAAUCGGAAUGCUGCUCGUAGUUCUGCCGGACAAAGUGAUUAUGGAGAAUAUCGCAAACGAGCAAACCUUCGUGACAAGCAGAAGUUGGCGUGCGACGGGUAUCUCCCACAUAUCAAUUCAAUUUUUUUCCUUGUUCUAAUCUCUGCCUCAAUUGGACCCAUGAUCUAUGCAAUGUUGAUUCUCCAUCAGCAUGAACAGAAAGCAUUCCUUCUCACUGCCAUCAUUGUUGAUGUCCUCUUCCUAUUCUCACAGAUAUUUGUUUGGCUGGGAUUAACAUUGAAAAGGGAUUGGGACUUUCGAGUUACGCAUAAAGCCAAUCAGAUUUAUGGGCUUCAGAAAGGCAUGGCCACUGGAACAAUUUGCGGAAAUGAAAACCCGUCUCAACUGAAAAAUUCCAUUCUUCUAAUUCAUAAGGAUACGAUGUAUGUCACUGACGAUCAGAAUGCUAAACAAUCUCUUCUUCGUGCCAUCCACACGGGAAAAUUCGAGAGUCUUGUACCGCAAGAGGAUGCUUACUAUAAACCCAAUCAGAUGAGUCCUCAGUUCCGAGCCAAACAUUUGGCGGAAGCUGGAGAUGUGCAGAACAGCCCAGAAACAGCACGACUACUCCAUAUGCUCAAUGACGACUCGGUGCAAACAAUGUCAUACCACUCGAAUGUUCGAAGCACCCCGGGAAAUGGACAAUCACAAAAUUCGCAGUUGAUCAACCGUAACAAUGGAUCCCCGCCGUCAAACAAGUUUGGAACAAUUCAGAGAAAUCAGCAAUAUGGCAAUUAUUCGAUGGGAACACUUCAACGUAACCACAGCGGAACAAUUCAGCGAUCGGCAAUCAUUCACGAGCAAACGCCGACCUGGAAUCAAUAUGCAUCGAUUCAAAAGGAAAACAGUGGAAUUCAAAACAAUUCUGAGAACCAGUAUGGCAGAAUUGAUAAUGGCACAUAUGGGGGUUAUGCGAGAGUUCCACAGUCUCGUAUCCAAGUCACCCCACAAAAUGGACAAAUUCGAAUAAAUGGAUACGGAACACAAGGAACCCUACAACGCCGUGAAAUUACUCCACAACAGCAGCAGGUGCUCAACUCGGUUCGCCAAUCACCACUGCUUUCGGAAAGAUCGUCGAUGCCUGCAGCUCCACAGACAAUGAAUACUAGAGAGCAGUCGCCAUAUCAACGAUCGGCCAUCAAACUCACUUCUUUCGCAGAAGGAAAAUCGGGAAGUGGAAUCUAUGGAACGACUGGUAUCAACACUUCGAAUCAAUCAGUUCACUGGGGAAACUCGCAGCAGCGGGCUCCGCCUGGUCAGCCAAAUCAGCUCAUUUGGAGUGGAUCGCAGAAUAAGUCCUCGCUAACCGGUACAACGAACUCAUCGCAAAAUGAUGAGCAAUGCUUUACACCAACAUCCACUAUCACCAGUCAUGGAAGCAAUUAUACACCGACGCCUGGUUCGCCGCAGAAAAAUGCGAUCUACUCGCGAAUCAAUGGCUCCAACUCGUCGAAUCUUUAUGGAUCGGUUGGUGAAGAGUUUUCCGAUCGCACACUUCAGAAGAAUCCGAUCAAAUCGGCAACGGUGGCGUCAGGAACAACGUCGAUUCGGCACACUGUAAAAAUAAAUGGAGCAAGUGAGAACUCGUCCGAUUUUAGCCUUCGCUCAUCGCUUAACAACACAAUGAGAACCCUUUUGUGCAUUUUCGCUCUCGUCGCCCUCGCUUCGUGCAUCGUUUUGCCACGUCAGCAAGACAAUGCCAUGGGAUGCUUGAUGUGCGAGAUCGCCGUUAAGGCCGCUGAGAAUCCAGCCGACAGAGAUGCCAAGGCUGUUGAGAAAAAAUUCGAUGCCGCUUGCAAGAAGGAGUUCGGCAAGAUUCCAUUCGCUGACCACGCCUGCGAGAACUACGCCAACAGCAAGAUCGACCCAAUCAUCAAGGAGCUCGAAGGAGGAACCGCUCCGCAAGACGUCUGCAAGAAGCUUAAGGAGUGCUAG
Caenorhabditis bovis is the source of this 2991-nucleotide messenger RNA. The record is from the annotation of a GenBank genome assembly. Lineage: Eukaryota; Metazoa; Nematoda; Chromadorea; Rhabditida; Rhabditidae.